Messenger RNA from Funneliformis geosporum, 675 nucleotides. Lineage: Eukaryota; Fungi; Glomeromycota; Glomeromycetes; Glomerales; Glomeraceae. The record is from the annotation of a GenBank genome assembly.
GAGCGAAAUCUGAAAAUAAUUUUGUGAAAAAGUAUCCUGUUAAAGCUCUUGAGGAAGGUGAAGAGGAUCUGGAGGAGAAAGAAUAUAUGGGUGGUCUAAUUAAGAUCAAAAUUAGUGCAGAAGAUGAUUUUACUUCUAGCUUUCUUAAACUGCCAGGUUGUGAACCGAUUGAUAUUUGCGUGUUCCUCAAAAAACGUUUUUCUCAUUCUGAAGUCGAAAAGAAAGGCUCACUUAAAUUCUUCCUACAAAAAUUCGGUCUUGACAGUAAGACUGAUAUGCCAUACGAUAAAAUGUGGAAAAUCUAUUCAGAGAUGAAAAAAAGCACCUCUUCAUCAACUAUGAAAAUAAUUAGUACAAGGGUUUCUGAAGACAUAGAAAAAGAAAAAUAUCCUGGUGCCAUUAUCAUGGCCUAUAACCUCUCCCCAGAAAAAUCAUAUUUGAUUGAGAAAAGUCUAAUAAUAUCUGUAAAAAUAGGAACAAGCUUUAUACGAUUGAGUUUAAAUUCAAUAAGUGUGACAUUCAAGUUUGAUACGCUGAAGCUUAAAGCACGUCUGGUCCCACUAGGAAAGAAAAGGCAACAUCUUAAGAAGAUAAUAAGUUCAGCUAAAGAAAGUGGCAAAAGGAUUCCAGAAAGCUUAAAUUUAGAAUACUCAUUCAUAUGCUUUGAUUAUAAUA